AAGCGAGUAUGACAUACUGAGCCGUCCGGGAAUUCCCACAAAGCGAAGAACGCCGCAGCCUGUCCACGACGACGCCGCAAGACAUAACCCACGCCGCAACACAAAAGAAACACCAAAAAAACGAUGGCCUGCAGCCCGACGACGACCGCGCGAAAAAAGGCCCGCACGCCGGUCAACCCGCUCGUCGGCCCGCUGCUGACGGACUUUUACCAGAUCAGCAUGGCGUACACGUACUGGAAGCACGGGCGCCACGAGCGGCCGGCCGUCUUCGAGUUGUACUUCCGGAAGAACCCCUUCGGCGGCGAGUUCACGAUCUUCGGCGGCCUCGAGGAGUGCCUCUGCUACGUGGAGAACUUCAAGGUCACGGACGACGACGUCGAGUACCUGCGGACGCUGCUGCCGCGCGCCGAGGACGAGUUCUUCGAAUGGAUCCGAAGCGUCGACUGCUCCAAGGUCCAGAUCUACGCCGUGCGCGAGGGCACGGUCGUCUUCCCCAAGUGCCCGCUCCUCCGCAUCCACGGCCCGCUCGCGAUCGCGCAGCUCCUCGAGACGACGCUGCUGAACCUCGUCAACUUCGCGUCGCUCGCGACGACCCGCGUCACGACGAACGCGGCGCGCAUGCGCCUGGCCGCGGGCCCCGACAAGAAGCUGCUCGAGUUCGGCCUGCGGCGCGCCCAGGGCCCCGACGGCGGCGUGUCCGCGAGCCGCUACGCGUUCCAGGGCGGAUUCGACGGCACGUCGAACGUCCUCGCGGGCCGCCUCUUCCCGGACCUGCCGGUCUCGGGCACGCACAGCCACGCCUUCGUCCAGAGCUACAUCACGGGCGACGAGCUCGACGGCGACGGCGUCCUCGGCGGCGUGAACCUCGCCGAGGCCGCGCUGACCUGGCGGCGGCGCCUCGGCUACGAGGACGCGGGGUCGCUGCACGCGGGCGAGUUCGCGGCGUUCGUCGCCUACGCGCUCGCGAACCCGACGAACUUCGUGGCCCUCGUCGACACCUAUUCCACCCUCGAGACGGGCCUGAAGAACUUCGUCACGGUCGCGCUGGCGCUCAAGGAGUGCGGCUUCGCGCCCAAGGGCGUCCGCAUCGACAGCGGCGAUCUCGCGUACCUGUCGCGCGAGUCGCGCGCGCUCUUCGCCGGCGUCGUCGACGCGUUCCGGGGCACGCGCCACGAGGCCACGGCCGCGUGCCUCGAGGCCGUGUCCAUCGUCGCGUCGAACGACAUCAACGAGACGGUGCUCCUGAGCCUCAAGGAGCAGGGCCACGCGAUCGACUGCUACGGCAUCGGCACGCACCUCGUGACGUGCCAGGCGCAGCCGGCCCUCGGCUGCGUCUACAAGCUCGUGGAGAUCGACGGCGAGCCCUGCAUCAAGCUGAGCAACGAGAUCGCGAAGACGACGAUACCGGGAGCGAAGUCGAUCUACCGCCUCGUGAGCUCCGCGGACGUCAUGCUGUUGGACCUGCUCGUGCCCUUCUCCCACGCGCCGCCGGAGGUCGGCGAGCGCAUCCUCUGCCGCCACCCCUUCGACCACCAGAAGCGCGCGUACGUGACGCCGUCGAAGGUGCUGGAUCUCCACCAGCUCGUCUUCGACGGCACGCGCUGCGACCCGGACCGGUCCCUCAUCGACAUCCGCGACCACUGCCUCGAGCAGCUCCGCACGGUGCGCGAGGACAUCCUCCGCCCCCUCAACCCGACGCCCUACAAGACGUCCGUCACGCCCGCGCUCUUCACCUUCUUCCAGGAGAUCUGGCAGCGCAACGAGCCCGUCCGCGAGCUCAGCUGAGCCCGGCCCCGCGACCUCUUUCCGCCGCUAACCUCGUGCGGUAGGG
Molecule: messenger RNA, 1831 nt
Organism: Aureococcus anophagefferens
Lineage: Eukaryota; Pelagophyceae; Pelagomonadales; Pelagomonadaceae
Exons: 6
Coding region: 124-1785 (553 amino acids)
Biological process (GO): NAD+ biosynthetic process
Molecular function (GO): nicotinate phosphoribosyltransferase activity
Source: RefSeq, a predicted model, not a curated record